Jatropha curcas is the source of this 2214-nucleotide messenger RNA. RefSeq lists its product as uncharacterized. The record is from RefSeq and is a predicted model, not a curated record. Lineage: Eukaryota; Viridiplantae; Streptophyta; Magnoliopsida; Malpighiales; Euphorbiaceae.
UAAAUAUAAAUAUAUAAAAAAGAGUUUUCCUCUCUGUUUUCUUUGUUCUUGAAAAUCUAGAGAGAGCAAUAAAGUCUAUGAAUGAUGGUAGUUGUUGAUUGUUUAUAACCUUCCCAAGUUUUUAUUUUUAUAUUCUCUCUCUCUUUCUUAUAUCAUUUCUUUGAGGACUACUAGAAUUGUCUGUCUUUGGGCUCUUUUUUCGUUGAAGAUGGAGACUUUCUGAUCCUGUGAGAGAAAAGAGAGAGGAGGGGGUGGUGGUGGUGGUGGGGGUGGGGAAGAGAGAGAAAAUAUGGGGGCAUGUGUAUCAACACCAGAAGGGUGUGUAGGUGGAAGAUUGAGGUCUAAGAAGAAGACACGCAAGAAGAGGAAAGGGAUCAGAAGAAGAGUGUCAUCUAGAUUAUCUGAUGGAUCACUGGAUAAUAAUAAGUUUGAUAGGCCUCUUUCUUCUGUUUCUGCUGCUGCUGUUCCACCUGAUCAUCGCUCUUCCUUCUCUAACACCACCUUUCAAGCAGGAAGUAUUGAGGAGGCAUGGUUUGACUCGGUUCCAAUAUUUGAAUCUGAUUGUGAGGAAGAUUUUGAAAGUGUUCCAGAUGAUGUGUUAUCGUUAAACGGUUCUGAAGGCUUACCACCAUCAAGUAUUGCAUUUAGCAGAGAUGCAAAACAUGGAGAUCAUACUAUUGGUUUCCAGUAUACCUCUUCAGGUGAUCAUAUGAAGAAGGCAGGGGAUUCAUCAGCAGGAAACUCUGCUCGGAACUCUGUGAGUGAGGCUGCUAGACAUCCAAAUAAUCAGGUCUUCAACUCAGAUUAUGCAGAUUCCCUACCAAAAUCUGAGGGACCUUCACAACCAGUCUUCCUUGAUGAAAUUGCGUCAUCUGUGGAUGAAAAUGGUGGCAAGGGGGAAGGAUUAUUAGAUAAUUGUGGAAUUCUUCCAGCCAACUGUUUGCCUUGUCUUGCUUCAACUGUUCCACCAGUUGAAAAGAGACGAUCUCUAAGCUCUAGUCCACCAAGUGCAAGGAAAAAGGCUGCCUUAAAACUCUCAUUCAAAUGGAAGGAAGGGCAUCCUAACAAUGCUUUAUUUUCUUCUAAGCCAAUUCUGCAGAGGCCAAUAGCUGGUUCGCAAGUCCCAUUUUGUCCAAUAGAUAAGAAAAUGCUUGAUUGUUGGUCACAUAUAGAACCGAGCAGUUUCAAAGUCCGGGGACAGAACUAUUUCAGGGACAAAAAGAAGGAAUUUGCUCCUAACUAUGCUGCAUACUAUCCAUUUGGGGUUGAUGUAUUCUUAUCACCUCGAAAAGUUGAUCAUAUUGCUCGGUUUGUGGAGCUCCCUGCUGUUAACUCUUCUGGAAAGCUUCCAAAUAUACUUGUCGUAAACGUUCAGAUUCCAUUGUAUAAUGCCGCAUUUUUUCAAAGUGAAAUAGAUGGAGAAGGAAUGAGUUUUGUUUUGUAUUUUAAGCUUUCUGAGAGUUACUCAAAGGAAGUUCCAACCCUAUUUCAAGAAAGUAUCAGGCGGUUAAUUGAUGAUGAAGUUGAAAAAGUCAAAGGGUUCCCUGUAGAUACAAUUGUACCCUUUCGAGAAAGAUUGAAGAUAUUGGGUCGAGUAGUAAAUAUAGAAGAUCUUCAUUUAAGUGCUGCAGAGAGGAAACUUAUGCAGGCAUAUAAUGAGAAACCUGUUCUGUCACGUCCUCAGCAUGAGUUUUACUUAGGAGAAAGAGAAACCUACUUCGAAAUUGACAUAGACAUGCAUAGAUUCAGUUACAUCUCUAGGAAAGGUUUUGAAGCAUUCCUAGACAGACUUAAGAUUUGUGUCCUGGAUGUCGGCCUCACAAUACAGGGCAACAAAGUGGAGGAGUUGCCGGAGCAGGUCUUAUGUUGUGUAAGGUUAAACGGAAUUGACUACAUGAAUUACCGUCAACUAGGGUUAAACCAAGAGUUCUUUGAAGCUCUAAGUACUUAAAUGAUGUAACAACAAUAUUAAAUAAAGGCUAAUUUUCAGAGAAAUUUCUGUUCCAGCAUUUGUCCAGUCCUGUAACACAUCUUUAUAGCUACAAAGGAAAAGUACCCAAUAGCAUUUAUGUACCACACUUGCAUACAAAUCUAACAGAACCAGUUCCAUGUCUAAUUUGAUUGUUUAAUUGUACUGCCUUCAUACUAAUUUAGUCCUGACUGUAGCAUAUGAUAUAAAUUAUGGAAUGAAAUCAUGAUCAAGUUUCAUUAUUA